CUCGGCCAUUGGUGGGCGGGGCCUCGAGGCGUCGUUUUCUCUUUGCUACUUAUUCGUAGCCCGAGCAGUGCCUGCGUGGAGCUUCCACGCUGCUACUCCAAGGAUCUUCCUCCUCGCGCCUGCACGACCUGCUGUGACAGCGAGCAGCCGUCUCCUGACUCUUCCUCCUGAGGAUCUAGAAGCAGAAGGCAGCUUUCCUCCCCUGCGAAGGAGCUGGGCAUUGCGGCCAUGAAGUACAUGUUGAACCUCUAUCUGCUGGGGGUCAUGUUGACCCUGCUAUCCAUCUUUGUUAGACUGAUGGAGUCAGUCGGGGGCUUACUGGAGAGCCCAGUGCCUGGGAGCCCCUGGAUCGCCAGAGGUCAGCUAGCCAACACAGAGCCUCCCAAAGGCCUUCCAGACCAUCCGUCUGGAGGAGUACAGUAAAACCAAGCUUCAGCCGGACUUUGGCACGCUAAGUUCAGCAUGUCCAGCCAAGUGUUCCAUUUCCGAAGCAGCAGCAUCUCACUCUCCCGACGAGUGGAAUCUCACUCUCCCGACGCUUGCUUUGCUGUCCUCAGCAGUGUGGCUCUCAGAUGAAGGUGUACCAGCUUCAGGGGUUGGGAGGGUCAGGUUCUUUUAGCCCUCUGUCCUGAAGGACUCUUUGGACCUAAGUAUCUUCUGGUUGGUUUGAUAUUGAGUCUGUUCCAUGAGAACUGUUUGGACAGCAGUUAAGGGAUUAUGGGCUGGCUAUAAAGUGAGAGAGGUUGGAAUAGCCAGCAUCCACGUCUCAGUUGUACAUUAAGUUCUUCCUCCAAUGUAGUCCGCAUGCGUUUGUAAAUAGUGUCUAAAGAGGGCUGUGGGGUGAUCAGACCCGCUCAGGGUGUGGGAGGCCCGGCCACUGUGUGGCUUACAUGAAUUUUUCUAAUGCAAUAAAUGUGACUAUAUAUGUUUACA
Microtus oregoni (creeping vole) is the source of this 933-nucleotide messenger RNA. It is a transcript of the gene Hilpda, whose product is annotated as hypoxia inducible lipid droplet associated. Gene Ontology annotation, biological process: positive regulation of cytokine production; autocrine signaling; positive regulation of cell population proliferation. Bases 229 to 423 code for a protein of 64 amino acids. Lineage: Eukaryota; Metazoa; Chordata; Mammalia; Rodentia; Cricetidae. Gene Ontology annotation, cellular component: lipid droplet. The transcript is spliced from 2 exons. The record is from RefSeq and is a predicted model, not a curated record.